AUGGCCUCGCUACUUUCUGUCGGUCAAAAAAUUCGGGGCCGCAUAUCGACGUACUCCAUUGUUCAAGAGCUUCAUCGCGCAGCAGAUCAAGGGGCUGUGUAUCUAGGAGCAAACGAAAAUGGGGCAAAAUGCAUCGUCAAGAGCAUUCGGGGCCACUGGCGUCUUGAAAACGAGGCCUCUGUUCUACGCAAGUAUCAGGCUAUGAGUCCCCUGUUUCGCCCACUCGAGGAUGAGAUUUUGGACCCAGUCGACCCGCCAUCCAUCGUCUUGAAGUAUCUUGAUAGCGACCUCCGGGCCGAGUCGAAUCGACAAAGACUGUCCCGGCCUGACAUCAAGAAGGUGGCCAAGUCGGUACUGGAAGCUCUGCGCAUCCUGCACCAGGACGGCAUGGUCCACACCGAUAUUAAACUGGACAACAUAUUUGUGAACCUUGGCCAGAAGAAUGGCGACUCUGAGCGGUUUACCGCCAUCCAGCUUGGGGAUUGCGGCGGCGUAGUCUCCAAGGACUCCAAGUUUGCCUCAGAGCCGGGCCACCUCAUUGGCGCGAGUUUCACCCGCAGCCCAGAAGCUCAGCUUGGCCUUCCAUGGGGAACCGCAACGGACAUUUGGUCCUUUGGAAACGCCAUCCUCACCCUACUGUACGGGGGAGGAUUCCAUCUCUUCAACCCAGCAAACGAGGGCUACAAACCCGAGGACGAGCUCUUUGAGCUGGUGGUACUGUCCCGCAUGCACCGCUACUUCGGUCCUUUCCCGGAGUCCUUCCAGGAGAUCGCCGACGACAACGCCGCGGGCAUCGUCGACUUCAUCCACAGCAUGGGACCCCCGACGAAGCCCUUUGCUCGGGUGACGCGCCGGGAGAUACCGCCCGCCGACCGGGACUUCAUCCUCAAGAUCAUGAAGUUGGACUACCGCGAUCGUCCCACCGCGGAACAACUCCUGGAAGACGAGUGGUUCAGCGAGAGCUCCGAAGAUACUCGGGAGCCGCUGUCUUCUGCACAACAAGACCGUUCAACUUUCAAAGAAAAGGUUGUAGAAUGA
Colletotrichum higginsianum IMI 349063 is the source of this 1038-nucleotide messenger RNA. RefSeq names its product Serine/threonine protein kinase. Lineage: Eukaryota; Fungi; Ascomycota; Sordariomycetes; Glomerellales; Glomerellaceae. The transcript is spliced from 4 exons. The record is from RefSeq and is a predicted model, not a curated record. Gene Ontology annotation, cellular component: cytoplasm; nucleus. Gene Ontology annotation, molecular function: ATP binding; MAP kinase activity. Gene Ontology annotation, biological process: protein phosphorylation; intracellular signal transduction. Bases 1 to 1038 code for a protein of 345 amino acids.